Coregonus sp. 'balchen' is the source of this 5373-nucleotide messenger RNA. Lineage: Eukaryota; Metazoa; Chordata; Actinopteri; Salmoniformes; Salmonidae. The record is from the annotation of a GenBank genome assembly.
AUGGUAAGCAUGGGUGUUGUAUGUACACAGUAUGUGAAGUCUAGAACCAAGACUGAGUAAAGAGCACCUGUUUAUCUACCAAUUGGCUGAUCUUCUUAACCUGAUCCACUGGGGACUAGCAACUAUUUAAAUGUGAGGACUGUGCUCAAGGUGAGAGUUUGAUAUGAGUAUUUCUCUGUCCAUCUUCCAGAGGAGCUGGUGCUAGGCUCAUACAGAGAACCUGCACAGAGCUGGGACAAGGACUAUGAUCACUUCCUCCUUCCUCUGCUGGUGGCUCAGGAGCCCUGCUACAUCCUGUACCGCCUCGACUCCCAGAAUGCACAGGGCUAUGAAUGGCUCUUCAUCGCUUGGUCACCUGAUCAAUCACCAGUACGUAAAUACUAAGACCACACAUCUCUAUUUGCAUUCAACAUUCAAUAACAUUAUGCAAGCUUGCAACACUAUACAAAUCACCAGAAAAAAAUGACAGUUGUGUUUUAUAUACAGUACUAGUCAAAAGUUUGGACACACCUACUCAUUCAAGGGUUUUUCUUUAUUUUUACUAUUUUCUACAUUGUAGAAUAAUAGUGAAGACAUCAAAACUAUGAAAUAACAUAUACAGAAUCAAGUAGUAACCAAAAAAGUGUUAAACAAAUCAAAAUAUAUUUUAUAUUUUAGAUUCUUCAAAAUAGCCACCCUUUGCCCUGAUGACAACUUUGCGCACUCUUGGCAUUCUCUCAACCAGCUUCACCUGGAAUGCUUUUCCAACAGUCAUGAAGGAGUUCCCACAUAUGCUGAGCACUUGUUGGCUGCUUUUCCUUCACUCUGCAGUCAAACUCAUCCCAAACCAUUUCAAUUGGGUUGAGGUCGGGUGAUUGUGGAGGCCGAUGCAGCACUCCAUCACUCUUCUUCUUGGUCAAAUAGCCCUUACACAGCCUGGAGGUGUGUUGGGUCAUUGUCCUGUUGAAAAACAAAUUAUAGUCCCACUAAGCAAAACCAGAUGGGAUGGCAUAUCGCUGCAGAAUGCUGUGGUAGCCAUGCUGGUUAAGUGUGAAUUGAAUUCUAAAUAAAUCACAGACAGUGUCACCAGCAAAGCACCCCAACACCAUCACACCUCCUCCUCCAUACUUCACGGUGGGAACCACACAUGCAGAGAUCAUGCGUUCACCUACUCUGCGUCUCACAAAGACACGGCGGUUGGAACCAAAAAUCUCAAAUUUGGACUCAUCAGACCAAAGGUCAGAUUUCCACCGGUCUAAUGUCCAUUGCUUGUGUUUCUUAGCCAAAGCAAGUCUCUUCUUCUUAUUGGUGUCCUUUAGUAGUGGUUUCUUUGCAGCAAUUUGACCAUGAAGGCCUGAUUCACACAGUCUCCUCUUGAAAUUUUCUGGAUUGACUGACCUUCAUGUCUUAAAGUAAUGAUGGACUGUCAUUUCUCUUUGCUUAUUUGAGCUGUUCUUGCCAUAAUAUGGACUUGGUCUUUUACCAAAUAGGGCCAUCUUCUGUAUACCACCCCUACCUUGUCACAACACAACUGAUUGGUUCAAACGCAUUAAGAAGGAAAGAAAUUCCACAAAUUAACUUUUAACAAGGCACACCUGUUAAUUGAAAUGCAUUCGAGGUGACUACCUCAUGAAGCUGGUUGAGAGAAUGCCAAGAGUGUGCAAAGCUGUCAUCAAGGCAAAGGGUGGCUACUUUGAAGAAUCUCAAAUAUAAAAUAUAUUUUGAUUUGUUUAACACUUUUUUGGUUACUACAUGAUUCCAUAUGUAUUUCAUAGUUUUGAUGUCUUCAUUAUUAUUCUACAAUGUAGAACAUUUUAAAAAUAAAGAAAAACCCUUGAAUGAGUAGGUGUGUCCAUACUUUUGACUGGUACUGUAUAUGUGUUAUUGUCACAUACACCGGAGAGGUGCAGUGAAAUGUGUUGUUUUACAGGGUCAGCCAUAGUAUUGCGGCACCCCUGGAGCAAAUUAGUGUUAAGUGCCUUGCUCAAGGGCACAUCAACAGAUUUUUCACCUUGUCUGCUCGACUAUUCGAACCAGCAACCUUUCGGUUACUGACCCAUCGCUCUAACCGCUAGGCUACCUGCCUCACUCAUGCAUACAGUUUAUACACAUUUUCUGUAAAACAUGCACAUGCAAUGCACUACUCAGUGUUCAGUGUUCUUUCCUCAUCCACUAUGCCCCCUGUAGGUGAGGGAGAAGAUGGUCUACGCUGCCACCCGUGCCACACUGAAGAAGGAGUUUGGCGGAGGUCACGUCAAGGAUGAGAUGUUUGGCACAGUUGAGGUCUGUGGUCUGGAAUCAUCAAAUCCAAAACACUUUUAUUUUACUUUGGAUUAACUGACUUGUGGGUUAACCCUAUCAAUCCCAGGCCUUUGAAAUAACUUCCCUUCUCCCCCCUUUACUUUUUUUAUAUUGGAACAUUUGACUGACUCCACAGCAUACAAGUGUUUCUACUCUGUUCAGGAGGUCCAGGGCCAGGGGUUAAGAUGCUUACUAGACCACACCCACUCCAGAGUCCACAAAGUAGAGCAAAGUUCCACAUCCCAUUUGGGUAGACUAGACACUAGAGGGAAGUUGAUGAAGGAGGGGUUAAAUGAGGUCUUGACGAUGAUGAUCAUGUGUAGGCACUACAGUCAGUGACUGAUGUCACCCAGUUGCCUUUGCUGUCUGAAUAUCAGCCUCCAAUCAGUUGAAUCACUAUGUGAUUGACAGCUCAUGGUAACAGCUGAUCACAACCCUGCCUCAGUGUCCUCAACUACCUCCUUACAUAUGUAGGAUCUUAAUUUGAUCACUCUGUUAUAGGACAACAUUCCUGCAAUGCAGGAAAUGUAAAACGUGUUGUGUAUUUGUGUUUUAAAAGGCUUCUGAAGUUUGUCAUUUCCACUUUGAAAUGUCUACUUUGAAAUUUCCCUUACGAAACAUGUAUCAACCCCUACAAAAAUGUCCAUUAUUAUAAUCCACAUAGUAAUUCACAUUUCCUGUUGCUGCAAAUUAAGAGUUAAGAUGAUGCAUGAUAAAUUGGGUCGGAGCCCUCUAUUUGUGAAUAAAGUAUGUUGGGUUUGUUCAGCAAAUCACUUCCUGGUUCCUGUGUCCACAGGAAGACCUGUGUUUCCAGGGGUACCUGCGUCACAUGUCCUCCUGCUCCUCCCCUGCACCUCUCACAGUAGCGGAGCAGGAGCUGCAGCGAAUAAAAAUCACAGAGGUAAAGCAAAGGGGAGUGAAUUUGCUAAUAUAUCCACCAAUCAGUAUAUUCAGAGUGUAUUAUACAUAUACAAUGUAGGCUACUACUGUAAGAUAAUGUAUCUUGUUAUACCUUUGUAUGAUGUGUAGUACGUAUUGUCAUCCAUAUGUGUUUGUGUCUCUGUAAUGUGCCAUCCAGGACAAGGUUGUAUGGGUAAGCUAUGGUUCUUCUCUCAGUAUUUUCACGUGUGUAUUUUGUAUCUGUGUGUGUAUGUGUGUGUGUCUGAGCAUCUGGUUCAGGUGUAUGUAGGCAAUGAGUGCAAGUAUGUGUGCAACGUGUGUGUGCAUGUGUGUGAGAAAAAAAGAGAGAAAGAGAUGAAACAUUAAGUCUGUCCAUUUUAUGCCCACAGGAUGAGCGUAGAAGGUUAAGCAACACUCCUAGAGGACGAGCAAAGGUUUGUCCCACCCUCUCAUCUUCAAUUCUGUACUAGAGACUUUUAAAAGUGGCACUCCAGUCUCCUUUUCAGCUCAUUUAACAAAAGGCACAUCUCAAUAGGUGGUCCUGGUAAGUCAUGACAUAGCGGGGGGGGGCUUCCUCUGUUGUUCCUGAAGCAAAGGGGGAGGCCGAUGACAUCAAGACUUCCCAUCAGACCAACUCCUUGAAUGCCCUACUCCUUGAACUUUGCAGUUGUGAACACUAUUUAGCUCAAAAUAUAUUUUUUGACCCUUUAGUGUGUGUACUACAUUGUAUUUAUACUUGGGAUAUCACUUUCAACAGUAAAAGUUCAAAAUUCGCUGGAGGAUGUCUUUAAAGAGAUGCUUGCUCCUCAUCUUUAAGCCACAAGACACAUUUUAUAACUAUGUUUUCACCUGCAUCUCUUUUUAUUGAUUUGUGUAGUUGAUAACCACUUUUCCUUCUGCUGUACCUUGUUCCUUAUAGUUUAUAUAGGACUACAUUAUUGAUGUGUGUUAUGCAGACUGUGGUUUUAUGGCUAUAUGUCGGCCCCUACAGGUGACAAUGGAGUUUGGUUUGGACAAAAGGCACCAGACUCUUACAGGCCUGGCGUUCCCUCUACAGGAGGAGGCCAAACGCGCUCUGCAGCAACUCAAGCAGAAACGUAUCAACUACAUACAGCUGGUGAGCUGACCUCACAAAACAAACGUACAAAAAAAAGUCAAACAAAACAUGCAACAAACAUUCUCUCUCUAUCUCUUGCUCACGCGCACGUACGCACAAGCACACACACACACACACACUCAGUAUUAUGUUUUUUGUGUGCCUCAGAAGUUGGACACAGAGAAAGAGACAGUCGAGCUGGUCCACACCAACCCCACAGAGACCCGUGAGCUUCCCUACAGAAUCCCUACAGACACACCCAGAUACCACUUCUUCAUCUUCAAACACUCCCACCAAGGACAGCAACAGGAGGCUCUGGGUCAGUAUCACACACACACACGUGCACAUACACACACAUACACAGGCACGCACGUGCACACACACACAUUACACGCAAUUAAAGGUUAUAGGAUCGCUCAUAAUCCUUCUCUCUCUCUCGUUCUCUCUCUGGCACUCUCUCUCUCUCUCUCAGUGUUCAUCUACUCCAUGCCAGGGUACAGCUGUAGCAUUAAAGAGCGGAUGUUGUACUCUAGCUGUAAGAACCCGCUACUGGAAGAGGUGGAGAGAGACUACCGUCUAGAUAUCGCCAAAAAGGUUCAACAAUUAGACAGCCUCCAAGUUACCCAUCUUUAAUUGACAUGAUAAUGUCAGACUAUCAUAUCACAGUUAAAAGUGAGUGUACAUGUAUACUGAUGUUGUUUUCCAUGAUCCUUCUUUCUCCCUCUUCCCUUUUACUCUUGCGUGCGUGUGUAUGUGCGUGUGCAUGCGCGUGUGUGCGUGUGUGUGCGUGUGUGCGUAUUUGUGUGUGUGUUUUGGUGUGUGUGUGUGUAUAUUUGUGUGUAUUUGUUUGUAUUUGUGUGCGUGUGCGUGUGUGUGUGUGUGUGUGUGUGUGUGUGUGUGUGUGUGUGUGUGUGUGUGUGUGUGUACAGAUUGAGAUUGACGGUGGGGAUGGACUGACGGAGGAGUUUCUGUAUGAGGAGGUCCAUCCCAUUGAACACACUCUGAAGCAGGCGUUCGCCAAGCCACGUGGGCCAGGGGGGAAGAGGGGCAACAAGCGCCUCGUCAAGGGGGCCGGAGAGAAUGGAGAAGAGAGCUAG